Messenger RNA from Nicotiana attenuata, 1844 nucleotides. RefSeq lists its product as uncharacterized. The coding region runs from base 1179 to 1700 and encodes 173 amino acids. Lineage: Eukaryota; Viridiplantae; Streptophyta; Magnoliopsida; Solanales; Solanaceae. Gene Ontology annotation, molecular function: protein binding. The record is from RefSeq and is a predicted model, not a curated record. The transcript has 3 exons.
CAUGACUAGUAUUAGAUUCUCUUAUAGUGUUUUGGAGAUGAAUUUAAGAUUACUGUGUUGCAAGUGAUUGAUUAACAGUUGUGAAUAACUGUUUCAUUAGUUGAUGAGAUUAUGAGAUAUUUGGUUGAGAUAGGUUGGUUCUGUUAAUUUUUGAGACAAGGUAAAUUUUUUGAUAGUCCUAAAUUGGAGAAACUCUGUCCGAUUUUCUGUAGAAUAUCGAUGAGGCUUACUUGGGGGCACUAGCUCUUAAGCGCCGAUCAUGCUCUUAAAUUGGGUCGUCACAUCCUCGACCUCCACACCCUUCUAUCAAGGGUCAUAUCCUUGAUAAGUUGAAGCUGCAUCAUGUACUGCCUAAUCACCUCUCCCUAAUACUUCUACCUUCUUCUAUCAUCUCAUAUUCUGUUGUUGUGCUUUGAAGCAUCCUUCACUCUCUUUUUCUUUUUUCUUUCUCAAAACUGAAUAAGAAACCGUCUCAACUCACCUGAUUAAUAUAUUUUCACCAACAAAGAACCAUUGUCAUAUCAAAAUUGUGGUGAAAUUAGAAAGUUUUAGAUAGGUUCUUUUUUAUUUUCAGAUUUGGGGUGAAUAAGGGAGAUUGAAGGAAGUGUUAGUGGUUAUGUGGUGGUGUAAUAGAGGAGAUUUAUUAUUUUUGGAUUUGUUUAAUGGUGGACGACGAUUGUGUUGGUGAUGGAAGUUGUGUCCUUAAUUUUUUUUUUUUUUAGUCACGGAGGGGGAAGGUAGAGAAGAUAGUUUGGGGCAGAGGACGGCAGAGGAGAAAAUUGGAGAAGGAGAAGGUCUAAGAAUUAGGCGGGGUCCACAUUGAUUUUAGGGAGAAAAAAAAAAGAUAAAUAUAAUUCUAAAGAUUUUCACGCGCUUAGAUCUGAGUGUAACCCACAAAAUUUGUCAGGUUAUCAUAAGGGGUUUAAGAAAAUAUACUUCUACCAAGCAAAGGUGUUUAUCUGAUCAUGUAACAAGGUAAGGUGUUCAUAUGAUCGUUGUGGACAACUUAAAGGGACUGUUUAUGUAUUUCACUUAAAAAGUAUUAUAAGUCACAGAAAUAAUUAGCAAUUCAAAAUAUUUUAAAAGCCAUGAAAACAUUAUAGUCAUACUUAAAAAAUAAAAAAGGGAGCUGUUGAGGCUAUUAAAAGUCAAAAUAGUAAUGAAACAAUUAUCAAAAAAUGGGUGGAAGAAACUCUGCGGUCCUGCUGCUCCUAAUCCUCAUCGCAGCUGCUUUCUUCACUUUCUCGCAAGCAAGAUCAAUUGCUUCAACUCCAACAAAACCCCAUGUUUUCAGAUCUUUCACCAUCAACACCAAUCAGAGCGCAGCUACUGCAAGGAGCUGCUCAUACACAUUGACCAUCAAAACAAGCUGUUCUUCACCUAAAUACACCAGAGACAAAGUCAGUAUUGCUUUUGGAGAUGCUUAUGGCUUUGAGGUGUAUGCACCAAGACUAGAUAACCCAUCGUCAAGGAUUUUCGAGAGGUGCUCUACGGAUACAUUUCAGAUACGUGGCCCAUGUACUUAUGAGAUCUGCUACCUUAACUUGUUGAGGGUUGGAUCAGAUGGCUGGAAACCAGAGAGCGUGAAGGUGUAUGGUCCAAAUCGUCCUGUUAUUACGUUUAAAUAUAAUAAGUUUCUACCAAAUGGUGUGUGGUUUGGAUUUAAUCACUGUCGUAAAGUCUCUGGCUCUGUUAUAUAGGAAUAGAGUAUGUACUCAACCAUGACCAUGAGGCCAAAUUUGAGUUUGCAGAUUUGCUUGAUGUACUAUGGAGGUUAUAAAUAAGAUAUUGUUUGUGUGACGAUCUAUAGGUCGUUUUGAGUACUAAACUUUAUUUUCGUGUUU